UCAGUCUUCCUUGUCGUUCAAUGGUUGCCGUGACCUCCAUGGACAAAGAUGCUAGUUCUUGAUUUAGGAUAAUAAAUGCAUACUCUGUACCUUAUGGAUUUCUGAGCAAUGGAAUUAUUAGUGCGGUAAAAUUUCUGCGAUUUUGAAUCGUUGAAGGUCGGUUUCUGUAGCAGAACAUUAGGCACUUGCUUUUCUGUCGCUAAAAGUCAUUUCCUAGCUGUAAUUCCCCUAUAAUUAUUCUCUUGUGCGCCCAGUCUCUGUAAUUCUAAAGAAAAUCCAUUUAUGGGGUAGGUGAUUUAAACUUAUUAACCCUUGAUAUUUGUUCAUUUGAUGAACAAAAACGAUGCCCUAACAGAAAGAUGAGAUUUCUACAACUGCUCAGCCAGUGCCAAUACAUUGCCUACACUAGGAGAGAAGCCUUGGUCUAUGCGAAUGGUGGAGGAACUCUGAGUCUAUGGAGUUUAGGGUUUAAGCAGUUAUUCUCUUCGUACAGAGAGGAGCCAGAGCUCAAGGACUUCAUUGAUUACUUGGAUUCUCUCAAGAACUAUGAGAAAUCAGGCGUUCCCAAGGACGCGGGUACAGACUCAGACGAUGGCUUUGAUCUUGGUCGCAUGCGGCGGCUUAUGGACCGUCUGGGGAAUCCGCAGUCGAAGUUUAAGGCCAUCCACAUUGCCGGGACCAAAGGAAAAGGAUCAACUGCCGCCUUUCUCUCUAACAUCUUACGGGCAGAAGGCUAUUCAGUUGGUUGUUACUCUAGCCCCCAUAUUAUAACUAUAAGGGAGCGGAUUGCAAUGGGAAAAUUUGGUGAGCCGGUGUCAGCAAAGGCAUUAAAUUGUCAUUUCCAUCAGAUUAGGCAGAAGCUUGAUGAGGCUAUCCAACUAGAAAAUGGAUGUUUGAGUCAUUUUGAGGUUCUUACUGCCAUUGCAUUCUCCCUGUUUGCUCAAGAGAAUAUUGACAUUGCAGUUAUUGAGGCUGGUCUUGGAGGUGCUCGAGAUGCUACAAAUAUAAUUUGUAGUUCUGGACUUGCUGUAUCAGUCAUUACUAGUAUAGGUCAGGAACAUUUGAUGGCACUGGGGGGUUCUCUAGAAAGCAUUGCAAUGGCAAAGGCUGGAAUAAUUAAGCAUGGUCGUCCAGUAGUACUUGGUGGGCCUUUUCUUCCUCAUAUUGAGCAUAUUCUUUGCAAUAAGGCAUCAUUGAUGCGUGCUGCUGUAAUAUCAGCAUCUGAUUCUGCAAUCCAAACUAUCAUUAAAGGCUUUAGGAUGUUUGAUGGUAGACUAUGCCAGUUGUGUGACAUAAGGAUUCAAGUCGAGAGGGAUUUCCAUCUGUUUAUUGAGAUAUCUGACUUGAAAAUGCGCAUGCUUGGAAGUCACCAACUCCAAAAUGCAGCUACUGCAACAUGUGCAGCACUGUGCGUCCGCAACCAAGGAUGGGGAAUUUCAGAUGGAUCUAUUAGAGUUGGUUUAGAGAACACUUACUUACUUGGAAGAAGUCAAUUUCUAGCAUCCAAAGAAGCUGAGGUAUUAGGACUUCCUGGAGCUACAAUACUGCUUGAUGGAGCUCACACUAAAGAAUCUGCAAAAGCUUUGGUUGACACAAUACGGAUGGCAUUUCCAGAGGCACGAUUGGUGCUUGUGGUUGCAAUGGCUAGUGACAAAGACCAUCGGGCUUUUGCAAGAGAAUUUCUGUUAGAUGAACAAUUAGAGGCUGUCUUCCUAACAGAAGCUGACAUUGCUGGAGGGAAAUCCCGAACAACUACGGCGUCCUUGUUGAGAGACCACUGGGUACAAGCUUCUGAAGAAUUGGGCAUCAAUACCCUUCAUGAUGGAACGGCAGAGUACCAAGAACUAUUCAAGAAUCGAUUUGUCUAUCCUGCAAGGAAACUAGAUGGCAGAAUCAUAUUAGCAGCUGAGAAAUCAUUAGGGGUUUCCUUGAGAGUUGCAAAUGAGUUUCUCAAAGGAAAAACAGAGAACCACCCAUGUGUUCUCGUGGUGACAGGAUCUCUGCAUGUUGUAUCAUCAGUAUUAGCUCGUCUCCUUGUGUAAAAUGUCUUGCACUUUUUGGUCUUCGAUUUUUUCCCCUCUAAAUAUUUGUUUUGAGCGAGAAGUGUGUCAAAUGGAAGUGAUGCUUUUAUCUCUCUGCAAUUCAUUAUAAUUAUUAUUCA
Messenger RNA from Hevea brasiliensis (rubber tree), 2161 nucleotides. Its product is annotated as dihydrofolate synthetase. The transcript has 11 exons. Gene Ontology annotation, cellular component: cytoplasm; cytosol; mitochondrion. Lineage: Eukaryota; Viridiplantae; Streptophyta; Magnoliopsida; Malpighiales; Euphorbiaceae. Gene Ontology annotation, biological process: tetrahydrofolylpolyglutamate biosynthetic process. The coding region runs from base 360 to 2042 and encodes 560 amino acids. Gene Ontology annotation, molecular function: tetrahydrofolylpolyglutamate synthase activity; ATP binding. The record is from RefSeq and is a predicted model, not a curated record.